AAACAGACGGUGCACUUCCGCUUCCCCUCCGCACUCCUCCGUCAGUGUCCCCCACCCCCGCCCCCGGGUCCCCAACCCGGUCCCCGCGGAAGCGGCGGCGGGCGCCAUGGCGGAGCUGACGGCUCUGGAGAGCCUCAUCGAGAUGGGCUUUCCCAGGGGACGCGCGGAGAAGGCUCUGGCCCUCACAGGGAACCAGGGCAUCGAGGCUGCGAUGGACUGGCUUAUGGAGCACGAAGACGACCCCGAUGUGGACGAGCCUCUAGAGACUCCCCUCGGCCAUAUCCUGGGACGGGAACCCACGUCCUCAGAGCAAGUUGGCCCUGAAGGAUCUGGGUCUGCUGCUGAAGAAAGCAAACCCAUUUUGACUGAAGAGGAGAGGCAAGAACAGACUAAGAGUAGUGUGGGUUCUCAGUCAUCCCCACCAGCAACAGAUCCAGGUCCUGUUCCUUCUUCUCCCAGCCAGGAGCCCCCUACCAAGCGGGAGUAUGACCAGUGUCGCAUACAGGUUAGGCUGCCUGAUGGCACUUCCCUGACCCAAACGUUCCGGGCCCGGGAACAGUUGGCAGCUGUGAGGCUCUAUGUGGAGCUUCACCGUGGGGAGGAACCUGGACAAGACCAGGACCCUGUGCAGUUGCUCAGUGGCUUCCCCAGAAGGGCUUUCUCAGAGGCUGACAUGGAGCGGCCUCUGCAGGAACUGGGACUCGUGCCUUCUGCUGUCCUCAUUGUGGCCAAGAAGUGUCCUAGUUGAGGGUCCUCCAUCCCACCAUCCCUCUUUGACCUCUUCAUCUUUGAUAAAGCACUGACAUUUCCUUCCUAAUAAAUAGACCUUUUGAGUUCUGUAUA
Messenger RNA from Cricetulus griseus (Chinese hamster), 843 nucleotides. The record is from RefSeq and is a predicted model, not a curated record. Lineage: Eukaryota; Metazoa; Chordata; Mammalia; Rodentia; Cricetidae.